Messenger RNA from Drosophila bipectinata, 2535 nucleotides. It is a transcript of the gene RIC-3, whose product is annotated as RIC3 acetylcholine receptor chaperone. NCBI's taxonomy places the organism in Eukaryota, Metazoa, Arthropoda, Insecta, Diptera, Drosophilidae. Gene Ontology annotation, cellular component: neuron projection; neuronal cell body; intracellular membrane-bounded organelle. Gene Ontology annotation, biological process: protein localization to cell surface; synaptic transmission, cholinergic. The record is from RefSeq and is a predicted model, not a curated record.
AUUUUAUUGCCGCUGCUUUCUGGCAGAGAAACUUGUAACGACAAACAGACAGUUUGAAAUAAGCCAUAGUUAGAUAAGUUAACGAAUCCAAAAAUAAACAUAAGGUCUAUACCAACGAAACUGAUAAUGCUUUAAACGUACAACUGUGAAAACCAACCAACAUGAGCCAAUGUCAAAGUUAACCAAGUGCAGGAAACACAGCGCCUAGCCGAACAGCUUUCAGAGAUUCGCCAACGAACCAGAAACAGAUCAGGAAUACAUCAGCAGAGUUGCCUUAGGAUUAAGCUUUAGCUACCAACGACCAUACGAAAAGGACCCGCCAGGAUCCACAGAUUCCAUUUAGAAUGCCCGCAGCCGCCACUACGAAGCAGCGCCCGCCCGCCUCCGUUGCCGAGGAGGGCAUGACGCCCAAGAAGACUGCCCUCAUCAUUGUGACCGUCAUCGGAUGCAUUGCCAUUCUGUGGCCAAAGGUCUUUCAUCCCAUGAUGUUUGGAGGAGUAGCGCCGCCCAAGCAAAACUUUAAGGAUCAGAGAGCUGCCCCAGGCGGCUGUUGCGAUGUCGUGCUCGACAGGGAGCACUUUAUGAAUGCCUCUAAGCCGGGAAGCCCCGAGCCCUUUGGGCCGCAUUUGUACCGCAAGCAGAUCAAUGUCUAUACCGGCGAAAUAAGUCUACGCCAGGAGCGUCCAGCCCACCUGCAUCCGGAAUCCAUAUAUCAGGCAAUGCGGGAGCGUGGGCGCGCCAUUCCGGCCACUCCCACCGUUCCCAUAGUGGAGCGCAAGAGUUCGCCCAGUAAUCCGCCUCCGCGAAUUGUCGACGGGCGGCCUGGACCGAUUCCUGGUAUGCGUCCCCCCAUGGGAGCCGGGGCCCUGCAUCAACCACAGCAGCGUGGCAGUAGUAUGGGUUUCCUAAUGCCACUCUAUACAAUCGGAAUUGUUGUGUUUUUCGGUUACACGAUAAUGAAGAUUGUUUUCAAGAAACAAAUACCCAAUUCUCCAUACGGACCCGCCCCGUCGGAUCCCAGUUUCCGGCAAGAGGUCUUUGGCCAACAGAAACACAGCCAGGUGGAGGACUUGGCUGGCAGCAAAUUGGGCUGGCGAGAGCACCGUACAAGAGCUGCAGUCGAGAAGUCGCCGGCACCCAAGGACACCGGCAGGGAGCUCUACAACGCCAGUGUAUCGGCCACCGAGGUGGCCAACAGCCUGUCCAAUUCGCUGAAGCAGCACCAGCAGGAGAAGGAGGUCGAGCAGCUGAUGGAGAUCGAGAAACUGCGCCAGAAGCUCGAGAACACGGAGCGGGCGAUGGCCAAGCUGAUUGCUGAAAUGAACACCGACCAGGUCCAGGCAAAGCAAAACGACAACAACGAAACGAAAGAAGACCCAUCAGAGACCAAGCAGAACCUUUCCAACGGUCACCUAAAGAGCAACCAAGAUCCGGACCAGGAGGCCAAGGGAGCAGUAGCUGGAGCGGGAGCAGGGCAGCAACGGAAGCGUCGGACACCGAGCGCUGAACGAGAACUUACGGUACUGGGCAUGGAGUUAACAGCCAGUUGCGAGGGUGGCCAAAGAUGGACUGGACGCCCUCCAACGCCUGUUUUCCGAGCACCAAACGAACAUUCCAAAUUGGAAAACUUGCCAGAACCGCAGUCCAUUUACUUGGAGGGCGCUUUGGCCCACGACUCUCAGAUUUUGGUAGCCGACUCCCAGAUCAAGCGCGAAGAGGUUUACGACUCUGAACUGAAUGGAUCAGCCGAGGAACCAGCCGUAAUUCUGAGCAGCAGAAUGACAUUAUCAUUGAUUAAUUUGGACGCAAAUCAACAAAAUGGCAAUGUAGGCAAAACCGAAGUGGAGAGCCCCCUGGCUGAUGACAUUGAAAUAAUUGGACACGACGAAAAGUAGACAGAACAACAGUAUACAUUAUCGAAUACAAACGAAAAUUUGUAUGCCAAUUUGCAUAUAUUUUUGGCAAUGUUUAUGACUUGCUUCCGAUGAUGACUAAAACUAUUGCAAGAGCCGAGUGAAAUAUUUAGAAAGUUUCGUUGAACGACGAAGAUUAUGACUGAUUAAUAUGAAACAGAUUUGCCAAUAAUUUGAUAUCUGAUUUGUAUAUACAUAUUGUAUGUUUUGAUAUCUUUGUUUUGUUUUUGAAAACGCCAAUGUUUUUGUCUUCCUCCCAAAACCCAGUCUCUGUACUUAUGCUCUCCUAACAAUGUUCUUUUUGGUCGAAACGUAAUCCCACUUGAAUCUUCCAUGAAAAAGGAAACCCCGGGCUCUGUGAAAUGAAUGAUUUUAUGUGAAUACUGUUAGUUGAAACUCAACUCAAAACUAAUCUAUUAUUAAGAUAAGCCCAUGUGUAAUUUGAAACCGCAUCGUCUAUUAUUGUGCACUCUACUCUUCGCAUGACAACCCUCUAGUUAUUUGGGCAAGGAACAUUACAGAAACAGAUCCGAUCGAUUGCACCUUAUGAAUAAAAGCUAAAGUUAGUGCCACAGCGUUUGUGAACCUAGUAUAAUGAAUAAAUGGAAAACCGGACUAGAAA